AGGACGGCCUGCUUCAUUCCACUCCACCCGCCACUGCCACACUAGAAACCCGAUUAAUACUUUGAUUAAUUCAAUUAAACUACCAAACUAUGCAAUUAACAGUAGGUUAUGGUGGCAAGCAAGAUCCGUGCCACGUGAUGAUCCUUUUUAUUUUGGUAUUUUCUUUGUUUGGGUUUAGCGAUAUAAAGACCAGAAACAUCUUCAUCGCAAUCACCACAUUCGUCAUCCGAUCCACAAACCCAAACCGUCUUCUUCUUCUUCUACUCUGGUCCCUGUUUCCCAGUUUUAUUCUUGGGUGCGGAUAGGCGGUUUGGCGCGUACAUUCGGGGCGAUUUCUUCCCCCAUUCCUACCUUCCGUUAUUACUUAUUAUUAUAUUAAAUUCCAUUACAAGAAGGCAUACCGUUCUUUCCUAAUCUCGGUCCUCAGCCGCCGGAAAUCGGAUUGUCUCCCUUUUUGUCUUCCGUAUCUGACUCUUCCUCCCCUUUUUAGCUCUGUAACGCUUUGCUUUCUCUUUCACGAUCAAUUGGAAACCAGAGCCCAAGGCGUUGAUGGCUUCUCCCGUUCAUUUCCUCCGUUCCCCGUUGGCUCCCUCGCCUUCACUAGGCUACCCAGGUAAGAGUUCCUUGCAUCCGCUGGCAGUGAAUGGGAGCUGUAACAAUGUGCUCUCCUCCACCGCUGCUGCUAGAAAACUGUUUGCUGCUGGUUUCAAGGGGUUGGGCAGAAGCAGCAGAAAUGGUAUGACUAGUAGAGCCUCUGUGAUUUCUGGGGAAGAUAAUGUGACGAACUCGCUUUCUGGGAUUGAGUUGCAACCUGAUGUGGUAGAUUUCGCAACUCUCUCUGCGGAGAUGACUCCCACCGGGACUAGUUUUUCCCCUGAUAAUGAUGAAUAUGACUUGGAUCGUCCUACUGAAGGGUUUAGUUCCAUCCCUGAUGCUAUUGAAGAUAUCCGCCAGGGCAAGUUUGUGAUCGUGGUUGAUGAUGAAGAUAGAGAGAAUGAAGGUGAUCUAAUCAUGGCAGCUUCUAAGGCAACACCUGAAGCAAUGGCGUUCAUUGUCAAGCAUGGAACUGGGAUAGUCUGUGUGAGCAUGAAACAUGAAGAUUUAGAGAGGCUGCAACUGCCUCUGAUGGUAUCGACUAAGGAAAAUGAGGAAAAGCUUUGCACAGCUUUUACAGUGUCAGUUGAUGCAAAAGUUGGCACAACGACUGGUGUUUCCGCUCGUGACAGGGCAACAACUAUAUUGGCUCUUGCGUCUAAGGACUCCAAGCCAGAAGAUUUCAAUCGCCCGGGUCAUAUAUUCCCUCUCAAGUAUAGAGAGGGAGGAGUUUUGAAGAGAGCUGGUCACACAGAAGCUUCUGCUGAUCUGUCGAUGCUUGCUGGUCUGGAACCUGUUGCAGUUUUGUGCGAGAUUGUUGAUGACGAUGGCUCCAUGGCUAGACUGCCCAGACUGCGAGAGUUUGCAAAAGCAGAGAAUCUAAAGAUAGUCUCUAUAGCGGAUCUUAUCAGGUACCACAGUUGUGCUUGUUUCAUCAACGUUUAUAUGAAUCCAAGAAAAAUUCUGGUUUGUGCCCGCAGAUUCAGGAGGAAAAGGGACAGACUAGUGGAGCUGUCUGCUGCUGCUCGGAUACCUACAAUGUGGGGGCCUUUCAAAUCCUAUUGCUACAGGUCGUUGAUUGACGGGAUUGAGCACAUUGCCAUGGUUAAAGGCGAAAUCGGAGAGGGAAAUGAUAUACUUGUUCGAGUGCACUCUGAGUGUCUGACUGGCGACAUAUUUGGUUCUGCAAGAUGUGAUUGCGGCAAUCAGCUAGCACUUGCUAUGAAGCAGAUUGAAGCAGCCGGUAGGGGUGUUCUGGUUUAUCUCCGUGGACAUGAAGGUAGAGGGAUUGGUUUAGGCCAUAAGCUUCGUGCUUACAACCUCCAAGAUGAUGGCCGUGAUACUGUAGAAGCCAAUGAAGAGCUCGGUUUACCAGUGGAUUCCCGUGAAUAUGGCAUUGGUGCACAGAUACUCCGAGAUCUUGGUGUUCGCACGAUGAAGCUGAUGACGAACAAUCCCAAAAAAUACAUUGGCCUCAAAGGAUACGGUCUCUCUGUUGCUGGAAGAGUUCCAUUGAUUACUCCAAUCACAGCAGAGAAUCGGAGAUACCUGGAAACCAAGAAACAAAAGAUGGGCCACGUCUAUGGUCCUGAUAAGUGAUAAUGGCCAUUCCAACGGAACCCCUGAAGAUGGUUUAUUGGAGGCAUAGAUCAUCUGUCCCUCAAAGGAUACACCAAGGGGAACUUGCUUGUUUUCUUCAUUGACUGGAGUCUUACAUUCUUUGAACGAAAUACAUCUCCUGCUUAAAAAGCGUUCACUUGGUUUCUAGAACUGUAAAUAUUUUGCCAGUUGAGUGUUCUAAUGUUUUCUCUUGAGAGGCUAUAUUUAUCUUCUAGUUGUAUCGUUUGCUGAGCAUUUUGCGUUCCUUUAUAUCAGCUAUGGCUGAAAAAGAGUAAUAAAUCCACGUUUGUUUGCUUCCAAUUCAUAUAUUAUUGUUCAGUGCCAUCCUUCGGCUUUCCUCCAUUGCUGUUGUUAGUACCUCUAUUGGCUUCCUUCAGAAUGAGUUUCAAUAGGCUCCCGUAAACUUCAAUUGCAGACUCCAGCAUGUUAAUUGCCUUGCCUCUAUCUUCCAUUAC
This is a messenger RNA of Linum tenue, 2669 nucleotides long. Lineage: Eukaryota; Viridiplantae; Streptophyta; Magnoliopsida; Malpighiales; Linaceae. The record is from the annotation of a GenBank genome assembly.